Messenger RNA from Closterium sp. NIES-65, 3978 nucleotides. The record is from the annotation of a GenBank genome assembly. Lineage: Eukaryota; Viridiplantae; Streptophyta; Zygnematophyceae; Desmidiales; Closteriaceae.
AUGUUCGACACGUCGGCGGUACCGAUUUUCACGGGACAAAACUACUCCGCGUGGAAGUUUAAGUUCCAAGUGUUCAUGAUGGAGCGGGGACUUUGGGGUUUCUUCGAUGGAACGGAGAAGAAGCCGGACGAUGAGAGCGGCAUCGCGGCAUGGAAGAAGAAGGACCAAAAGGCGUUCACUACGUUGAUUUCGCGCAUCGGCAUCAAUCUCGUGAGCUCGGUGCGCAUGUGCAUCAAGCUCGAAGCGUCGGCGCAUGAAGCGUGGAAGCGGCUCGAGACCAUCCACGUGAACAAGACUCUCCACGGCAAGAUCCUAGCCCGGAAUGCGUUCUACACGGUGAAGAUGCGCGCGGGUGAAUCGAUGCAUGAGUAUGCGACUCGUGUGGAGGAACUCGGGGAAACGUUCAUGGACCUCGGUGGAACGGUCACGGAGGAGGAUUGGAUUCUCACCUUGCUUUGCGGCCUUCCGGAAGAGUGUGUGGGGGAAGAAGAGGAGAUACCGCUUAGAAACGCUUUCCUGGGUGUGGAGAAGCUGGUAGAACCAGAGGAGGAGAGGUACGAUCCAGACAAGGCCUUGAUGCUCGCUUUCAAUAAGUGCAACGGAGUCACUCUUGAACCCACGUCACUCUCUCUUCAUCCCAUCUCUCUCACCUCUCUGACUCAUCAUCUCAUCUCCCUCACUCAUCGCCCCAUCUCCCUCACGGUUUCACCCCAUCUCCCUCACGGUUUCACCCCAUCUCCCUCACGGUUUCACCCCAUCUCCCUCACUCAUCGCCCCAUCUCCCUCACGGUUUCACCCCAUCUCCCUCACUCAUCGCCCCAUCUCCCUCACGGUUUCACCCCAUCUCUCGCACUCAUCACCCCAUUUCAGUCACCCAUCACCCCAUUUCAGUCACACAUCACCCCAUCUCCCUCACUCAUUGCCCCAUCUCCCUCACGGUUUCACCCCAUCUCCCUCACUCAUCGCCCCAUCUCCUUCACGGUUUCACCCCAUCUCUCGCACUCAUCACCUCAUUUCAGUCACCCAUCACUCCAUUUCAGUCACACAUCACCCCAUCUCCCUCACUCAUCGCCCCAUCUCCCUCACGGUUUCACCCCAUCUCCCUUACUCAUCGCCCCAUCUCCCUCACGGUUUCACCCCAUCUCCCUCACUCAUCGCCCCAUCUCCCUCACGGUUUCACUCCAUCUCCCUCACUCAUCACCUCAUUUCAGUCACCCAUCACCCCAUUUCAGUCACACAUCACCCCAUCUCCCUCACUCAUCGCCCCAUCUCCCUCACGGUUUCACCCCAUCUCCCUUACUCAUCGCCCCAUCUCCCUCACGGUUUCACCCCAUCUCCCUCACUCAUCGCCCCAUCUCCCUCACGGUUUCACUCCAUCUCCCUCACUCAUCACCUCAUUUCAGUCACCCAUCACCCCAUUUCAGUCACACAUCACCCCAUCUCCCUCACUCAUCGCCCCAUCUCCCUCACGGUUUCACCCCAUCUCCCUUACUCAUCGCCCCAUCUCCCUCACGGUUUCACCCCAUCUCCCUCACUCAUCGCCCCAUCUCCCUCACGGUUUCACCCUAUCUCUCGCACUCAUCACCUCAUUUCAGUCACCCAUCACCCCAUUUCAGUCACACAUCACCCCAUCUCCCUCACUCAUCGCCCCAUCUCCCUCACGGUUUCGCCCCAUCUCCCUCACGGUUUCACCCCAUCUCCCUUACUCAUCACCCCAUCUCCCUCACGGUUUCACCCUAUCUCUCGCACUCAUCACCCCAUUUCAGUCACCCAUCACCCCAUUUCAGUCACACAUCACCUCAUCUCCCUCACUCAUCGCCCCAUCUCCCUCACGGUUUCACCCCAUCUCUCGCACUCAUCACCCCAUUUCAGUCACCCAUCACCCCAUUUCAGUCACACAUCACCCCAUCUCCCUCACUCAUCGCCCCAUCUCCCUCACGGUUUCACCCCAUCUCCCUUACUCAUCGCCCCAUCUCCCUCACGGUUUCACCCCAUCUCCCUCACUCAUCGCCCCAUCUCCCUCACGGUUUCACCCUAUCUCUCGCACUCAUCACCUCAUUUCAGUCACCCAUCACCCCAUUUCAGUCACACAUCACCCCAUCUCCCUCACUCAUCGCCCCAUCUCCCUCACGGUUUCGCCCCAUCUCCCUCACGUCACCCAUCACCCCAUUUCAGUCACACAUCACCCCAUCUCCCUCACUCAUCGCCCCAUCUCCCUCACGGUUUCACCCCAUCUCCCUUACUCAUCGCCCCAUCUCCCUCACGGUUUCACCCCAUCUCCCUCACUCAUUGCCCCAUCUCCCUCACGGUUUCACCCCAUCUCCUCCUCGACACAUCACCCCAUUAAUCACCCAUCACCCCAUUUCAGUCACUCAUCACCCCAUCCCCCUCACUCAUCAGCCCAUCAUGCCCGUCAUGUACAAGGACGACACGAAAGUGCUGAAGGCUCUUGACAAGGCACUGCAGGAUCUGGGUGAUGCAACCCGCAUCUCGGGAUUCCCUCCCACCUCCUCCCUGGCAACUUCUCCCUGCCCAGCCCAUCAUCCUCCCUCUCCUCACCCACUGCAGCUCCCUCCUCACUCGCUAUUCCUCGACACCGCUCCCCCCUCCCUUGCUACUCCUCCCUGCAGCUCCCUCCUCCCUUGCUACUCCUCCCUGCAGCUCCCCCCUCCCUUGCUACUCCUCCCUGCAGCUCCCCCCUCCCUUGCUACUCCUCCCUGCAGCUCCCCCCUCCCUUGCUACUCCUCCCUGCAGCUCCCUCCUCCCUUGCUACUCCUCCCUGCAGCUCCCCCCUCCCUUGCUACUCCUCCCUGCAGCUCCCCCCUCCCUUGCUACUCCUCCCUGCAGCUCCCCCCUCCCUUGCUACUCCUCCCUGCAGCUCCCUCCUCCCUUGCUACUCCUCCCUGCAGCUCCCCCCUCCCUUGCUACUCCUCCCUGCAGCUCCCCCCUCCCUUGCUACUCCUCCCUGCAGCUCCCUCCUCCCUUGCUACUCCUCCCUGCAGCUCCCCCCUCCCUUGCUACUCCUCCCUGCAGCUCCCUCCUCCCUUGCUACUCCUCCCUGCAGCUCCCCUCUCCCUUGCUACUCCUCCCUGCAGCUCCCUCCUCCCUUGCUACUCCUCCCUGCAGCUCCCCCCUCCCUUGCUACUCCUCCCUGCAGCUCCCCCCUCCCUUGCUACUCCUCCCUGCAGCUCCCCCCUCCCUUGCUACUCCUCCCUGCAGCUCCCUCCUCCCUUGCUACUCCUCCCUGCAGCUCCCUCCUCCCUUGCUACUCCUCCCUGCAGCUCCCCCCUCCCUUGCUACUCCUCCCUGCAGCUCCCCCCACCCUUGCUACUCCUCCCUGCAGCUCCCCCCUCCCUUGCUACUCCUCCCUGCAGCUCCCUCCUCCCUUGCUACUCCUCCCUGCAGCUCCCCCCUCCCUUGCUACUCCUCCCUGCAGCUCCCCCCUCCCUUGCUACUCCUCCCUGCAGCUCCCCCCUCCCUUGCUACUCCUCCCUGCAGCUCCCCCCUCCCUUGCUACUCCUCCCUGCAGCUCCCCCCUCCCUUGCUACUCCUCCCUGCAGCUCCCCCCUCCCUUGCUACUCCUCCCUGCAGCUCCCCCCUCCCUUGCUACUCCUCCCUGCAGCUCCCCCCUCCCUUGCUACUCCUCCCUGCAUCUCCCCCCUCCCUUGCUACUCCUCCCUGCAGCUCCCCCCUCCCUUGCUACUCCUCCCUGCAGCUCCCCCCUCCCUUGCUACUCCUCCCUGCAGCUCCCCCCUCCCUUGCUACUCCUCCCUGCAGCUCCCCCCUCCCUUGCUACUCCUCCCUGCAGCUCCCCCCUCCCUUGCUACUCCUCCCUGCAGCUCCCCCCUCCCUUGCUACUCCUCCCUGCAGCUCCCCCCUCCCUUGCUACUCCUCCCUGCAGCUCCCCCCUCCCUUGCUAUUCCUCCUUGCAGCUCCAUCCGCCUUCUCACUGGUGCCCUGUUUCGCUCCCUAUCUUGA